This is a messenger RNA of Bacidia gigantensis, 2790 nucleotides long. RefSeq lists its product as uncharacterized. Gene Ontology annotation, molecular function: RNA binding; ATP binding; RNA helicase activity. NCBI's taxonomy places the organism in Eukaryota, Fungi, Ascomycota, Lecanoromycetes, Lecanorales, Ramalinaceae. The record is from RefSeq and is a predicted model, not a curated record. The transcript has a single exon. Gene Ontology annotation, cellular component: nucleus. Bases 1 to 2790 code for a protein of 929 amino acids.
AUGGGUCGGCGGCCCCUCUCGCCAGUGGGUUCGGAGAAUGGAUUAGAUAUCACGGCCUCUCUGUCCCAUUAUGACGUCCCGAAAGACUCGAAAAAUGCAGUAGACUUGAAAUCCAGUGGGAAACAACAGGUCGAAAAUGGCACAUUUGACCUUGAAGGAAGCGAGUCAGAUGACGCUGACUUCAUUGCUGGGUCUCUUGCAGCUGCAAAUCGAAAGAGUUCACAUUUGAAAGGGAAGACCGUCAAGAAAGGAGGAGGUUUUCAAGCAAUGGGCCUGAGUGCGAAUCUCCUCAAAGCCAUUUCUAAGAAAGGAUUUUCCGUGCCAACUCCCAUUCAGCGCAAGACUAUUCCAAUUAUACUUGAUGGGAGAGAUGUCGUUGGUAUGGCACGGACAGGGUCCGGCAAGACAGCCGCUUUUGUGGUUCCUAUGAUCGAAAAGCUGAAAAGUCAUAGUGCAAAGGUAGGUGCUCGGGCUUUGGUGCUGUCACCUUCAAGAGAGCUGGCUCUUCAGACACUGAAAGUGGUAAAAGCGCUUGGCGGAGGUACCGAUCUGAAAAGCAUUCUACUUGUCGGGGGAGACUCGUUAGAAGAGCAAUUUGGGUCCAUGUCGUCAAAUCCUGAUGUUGUCAUCGCCACACCCGGUAGAUUCUUACACCUGAAGGUAGAGAUGGGUCUUGAUCUUUCGUCUGUACGAUAUGUGGUUUUCGACGAAGCCGAUCGGCUUUUCGAAAUGGGCUUUGCUACACAAUUGAUCGAGAUUUUGCAUGCUUUACCACAGUCAAGACAAACAUUAUUGUUCUCCGCAACGCUACCUAAGUCGCUCGUGGAAUUUGCUAGGGCUGGACUGCAAGAGCCGACUCUGAUCCGCUUGGACGCAGAAAGUAAGAUAUCAUCGGAUUUGCAGAGUGCGUUUUUCACCAUGAAAAGUGCUGAUAAGGAGGGCGCAUUGCUUCAUAUCUUGCACGAUGUCAUCAAAAUGCCUACUGGAGCUCCAAACGAUGUCCGCAUUGAGGACAUUAAACCGUCCAAGAAUACUAAGAAGAGGAAACGAGGCAAAUCAGAAGCUACGGAUCAGCACGAAGCUCCUAGUGAGCAUUCAACGAUCAUCUUUACCGCAACAAAGCAUCACGUUGAGUAUGUAGCAGCGCUUUUACGCGAGUCCGGCUUCGCUGUCUCCAUUGCCUACGGAUCAUUAGAUCAGACUGCACGAAAGAUGCAGGUUCAAGACUUUCGCACAGGCACGACAGACAUCCUAGUCGUAACGGACGUAGCAGCCCGGGGCAUAGACAUACCAGUCCUUGCUAAUGUAGUGAAUUACGACUUUCCUGCCCAAUCGAAGAUUUUCGUGCACCGAGUUGGCCGCACUGCUCGCGCAGGACAAAAAGGCUGGAGCUUCAGUCUCAUCCAGACGUCCGAGGCUCCAUACUUGUUGGAUCUACAGCUCUUUCUCGGAAAACGCCUUGUCCUGGGGACGGAGAACAGGACGGUGCCAAGCUAUUCAGAUGAUGUGGUCAUUGGAAGUCUUGCGAAACACAAGCUUGAAAGCAAUUGCGAAUGGGUGACGAAAUUGCUCGAUGAACAGUCUGAUUUACGGGCUUUGAGGUCUGUUGCCCUUAGGGGUGAAAAGCUUUAUCUUCGGUCGAGACCUGCCGCAUCAGCCGAAAGUGCUCGCAGGGCGAAGACGAUGGCGUCGUCCAAACCUUGGAGCGCGUUACAUCCUCUGUUCUUUGACCAUACUGACGACGGAGAAGCGGAACGGGCAGAAAUGAUUGCUCGUGUGAGUGGGUUCCGGCCGACGGAAACAGUGUUCGAAAUUGGGAGAAAAGGCCAAAAGGACGCAGCUGCGCAGAUCAUGCGCAGAAGACGUGCGACAGUUGGUACGCACCAAAGUAGGAAGCAAGACUCCAUACCCUCAGUGGAUCCUGAAGCACUGUCAGACAAUGAGAAGCGCUCAUCUUCUGUACAGCUGUCUAGAGACAUUGAUGCAGCAGAGCAGUCUCCAGAUUCAGUCAUCGAUGUAGAUACCGGCUCCGCGUCUGAGGACGACCUCCAAGUCACCAUCUCGAAUACAUACACCAGCCGACACUCCAAGUCCACAAAUUCCGAUCCCCAAUCUGAUUUCUUCAUGGCCUAUACCCCCACAAGCACGAAUCUGGCCGAAGACCGCGCCUAUGCUGUCCAACAACCGACUUCCACCGGUGACGUUAACAAUUUCCUCAUCGCCGCCCAAGGCGCAACAAUGGAUCUUGUAACAGACGAAGGCCGCGGCAUUGGCGAGCCGAGCCGUCAGAAACGCUGGGACAAGAAAGCUAAAAAAUACGUGGACGUCGGUAAUGAUAGGAAAGGGGAUCGGGAAAGUAAGAGGUUUAUUCGGUCAGAGUCUGGGCAGAAGAUUGCCGCCAGUUUCCGCAGUGGGAGGUUUGAGGCAUGGAAGAAGGCGAAUAAAGUCGCUAAGAUGCCAAGAGUUGGGGAGGCAGAAACUGCGUUUCCAAAGCGUCUAGCUGGCGUGCGUAGGGGGAAUUUUGGGUCCGGAAAGAGCUUCAGGCAUAGGAGUGAGAGGGCGCCUAUGGAGGCGGACAAAUAUCGUGAUGACUUUUACAAGAAGCGGAAGAAAGUGGAGAAAGCGAAGGAAGCUGGUAGGGCAGGGACAGCAAUUAAUAUAGGAGGUCGAAAAGGUGGUGAUGAAGGGGAGACAAGGGGUACCGACGCGGUGCGGAAGCUGAGGAAGGAUAAGGAAAAGAGAAGGGAGAAAACGGCGGGCCGGCAUAAAAAAGGUCGAGGACGAGGUUGA